Messenger RNA from Blastomyces dermatitidis ER-3, 2190 nucleotides. RefSeq names its product AUR protein kinase. Bases 142 to 1299 code for a protein of 385 amino acids. Gene Ontology annotation, molecular function: protein kinase activity; ATP binding. The record is from RefSeq and is a predicted model, not a curated record. Gene Ontology annotation, biological process: mitotic spindle organization; regulation of cytokinesis; protein phosphorylation. NCBI's taxonomy places the organism in Eukaryota, Fungi, Ascomycota, Eurotiomycetes, Onygenales, Ajellomycetaceae. The transcript is spliced from 3 exons. Gene Ontology annotation, cellular component: spindle microtubule; chromosome passenger complex; spindle pole centrosome.
GUCAAAUUCCUCCAACCUGCAUUGCACAGCAGAUAUACGGAUUAACCAGGAACAGAGACCAUUUUAUUUUCACUCUGAGGAGAGCUUUUAAUUUAUCUCCCUUCUUCAAAUACCUCAUAUUGCUUCCACCUUCCACCACAAAUGUCGAAGACCCUCGAAGCUCGGUUUGAGCAUCUCUCCGUCAAUGAUGAGAAUGAACCUCUCAGCAACAGCACAUACUACCAGAAACAAAAAGGCCCACACACAGCCUCAACUUCAGCGACACAGCUUACCAGCAACCCAAACCGCUCAAAUUUGCUAAAAUAUGCUCUUCAAAAUAGCAAUGGCUCCUCUCCCCGCAAACCCCAAGGAACAGUCAAUCUGGUAUCUUCCUCCUAUAACUCCACUGAAGAAAGUACAGCGGUCAGCCGGACUUCCAUCCCGUUCUACGAGCAGCCAAGCGCCCCAAAGAAAUUCCACCUGGGAAUGUUCGAAAUUGGAAAACCUCUCGGGAAGGGCAAGUUUGGUCGAGUAUACCUUGCUAGAGAACGAUCAACUGGCUUCGUUUGUGCUCUGAAAGUCUUGCACAAGAGCGAGCUGGUCCAGGGCAAAGUCGAGAAGCAAUUACGACGAGAAAUCGAAAUCCAAAGCAAUCUGAGACAUCCCAAUAUAUUACGCUUAUAUGGUCAUUUCCAUGAUAGUAAACGGGUGUUUCUGAUUCUCGAGUUUGCAGGCAAUGGAGAACUGUACAAACACCUGAGAAAGGAAAACCGAUUCCCAGAGUGGAAGGCUGCGCAAUAUAUCGCCCAGAUGGCUGCUGCAUUGAAAUACCUGCACAAAAAGCACGUCAUGCACCGUGAUAUCAAGCCAGAGAACAUCCUUGUGGGCAUCCAUGGCGAAAUCAAGAUAAGCGACUUUGGCUGGAGCGUACAUGCUCCAAAUAACAGAAGAAAUACCAUGUGCGGCACUUUGGACUACCUGCCUCCGGAAAUGCUUAGGCCUGGGUUACAGGACAAUUAUUAUAACGAGAAAAUCGAUCUAUGGAGCUUAGGUGUGCUUACGUACGAGUUCCUGGUUGGCGAGGCCCCGUUUGAAGACACGCCAAUUAUGACACGGCGGCGGAUUGCUAGGGGUGAGAUGAAAGUGCCGUCGUUUGUGAGCGCGGAGGCUAGGGAUCUUAUCAAGAAGUUAUUGGUUCUUGACCCAGAACAGCGAAUUCCUCUGGACGAAGUUCAGCAGCAUCCCUGGAUCAUUAAACAUUGCGUCAAAGGCGAGAGGGCAGCGAAGCGAAGCUCAGGCAACAAAAGUUAUAGAGAGUAGAUUUGCCUGCCUGUAACCUUGUGUGUUUUGAACAUUUCUAGCAUGGGUUUAGUAGUGGGUGCUAUCGUUUAUCGAGCGGGUGUAUGGAGUAUGGUUGAUUGUCCAUUUUGCUUAACUUUGGAGUACAGGAUCGGACACAUGGCAAUGAUUGCACAUGGAUCAUUGUUUUUGGGGCUACAGUAGCUUCUUUCAAGUUUUCGAUCGUUUCGUCAGUUAAUUGAGUGGUCUAUCAGAGUAUCAAAGAAUGAAUCAUUCCAAAAUAAAAACGCCGCUCUCCCCUGCCAGACGGUCUAGUUCAAACAGUCGUACCGAUACCCAUAUAAUGUACUGUACAUAUGUAUGAUAAUAAAAAAACGAAAAAAAAGGGGGAAAUUCCAGAAAACACCCUACAAAUUUCUUUCUCUUUUCCUUUCUUAUCGAUAAAUCUCAUCGAAAGGGCGGGUAUCUCGGAAACAGCUAUCCCAAACCUCAUCCACGACCUGUCUCGCGUGCUCCGCAUCCUUACAAGCCGGCCGCGCCAUGACUGACAAGGCAGCACGUCGCCGCACACACUCCUGAUGCUGUUGAGUUAGUUUCCAUUGGCCGCGGCGGAAGAACUCUCGGGCCCAUCUACAUUCUCCGCUUAAUGAGCUUGCCCGGAUCUACACGAACCAACAAACGGUUAGACUAUGUUUUAAUAUCUGAUAUCUUGAAUGAGAAUCUUGGGAGAUCGGACAUGGAGAAUGAUAAGAGGCGAAAUAUAAACGAACCUCAGUGCAAGCAGCGUGUCUCAAAUUGUCUGUCCAGUUCAACUUGAACCGUAAAUGAUCGUAGGCAUGCAUCAUCUCAUGUGCCAUUGUAUCCUCUAGAUGUCCCUGGUCCUUCAUUGCAUUUGCGCAUAUCCGGAUACCG